GCCCAAGCGGCUAACGAGCCGAUCAGUGGUGAAGAGGAUAAAAGUAAAAGAAUAUACUUAAAGUUAAAGAUGAUGUUCGUCGGAGAAUCUGCAUCAAUCCGCAGCUUCACUUAUCAGCUGACACAACACAACCAUACAAUAUAAACACUGGUCCUGUCACUCCCACUGUAACUAAUACUGUGCCUCCGAGGAAAACUGGUCUUUCGAGAAAAUAAUACAAAUUGUGACACAAAUGAGUAUAUAAUGAUAUGUUUAUAAUCAAAACUGGCUUAAGUUGGAGUAUUUUAAAGCUGCCGGAAGAGAAAUAUUGAAGGAAACUGUGGUGGAGAGAGACUUUUGGGAGUCAUAGGUGAAGCAUUAGUGUUCUAUCAGAGUAGAAUAUUGAGGAAAGAUCAUACAAGAUAGUCAUUAAUACAUAAGGUUUGGGGCUCCAGAGCUAAUUGACAAUGGAAAUCCCUGAGACAGACAGUGAGGAUGAGAUGGCACCAGGCUGGGAGGAAAGAUGCACAGCAGAUGGUCUUGUUUUCUAUGCACACCACACCACCAAGACUACACAAUGGCACCACCCAAGAACCAACAAGAGGAAAAGGGUCACUGGAGAACUACCUUUUGGGUGGGAACGACAGAUCACAGAAGAGGGAAAAGUAUUCUUCGUUGAUCACAUAAACCACAAGACCACUUAUACAGACCCCAGACUUGCCUUUGCUGUCGAGGAAUCCAAGUCCUUAAGUGACUUGCGGCAAAGGUUCGACAGCAGCACUACCGGUAUACAGGUCUUACACGGACGAGAUCUAACGGGCCGCAUUGCUAUUGUCACCGGAGCUAACUGUGGAAUUGGUUACGAGACAGCACGAUCGUUGGCAUACCAUGGUUGUACUGUGGUGUUUGCUUGUCGUGACUUAGCAAAAGGCGAGGCAGCCAUUGCCCAGCUACAAAAGCAAAGGCCAAGUUCUUCAUGUCACGCACUACAGGUAGAUCUUGCAUCUCUCUCCAGUGUGAGGAUGUUUGCUCAUACAUUUUCUGUCAGAUUUGACCGAUGUGACAUGCUAGUGCUAAAUGCUGGGGUGUUUGGACUUCCCCACACCCUCACAGAAGAUGGAUUUGAGACUACAUUCCAGGUCAACCAUCUAUCCCAUUUCUACUUGGCUCUGUUACUUCAGCCAUUACUUGUGCGAUCUAGUCCCUCCAGAGUGAUCUUUGUGUCCAGUGAGUCUCAUAGAUAUGCUUCCCUGGUUACCGAGAACAUUUCCGAGGAAUUGUUAUCACCGUCACAUAAAUCAACGUAUACUUCCAUCAUUGCAUACUGUAACUCAAAACUGUGUAAUGUUUUGAUGGCUCUUGAAAUGCAGAGAAGAUUUGGUGAACAAGGUAUCAACUGUUAUGCAGUACACCCCGGCAAUGUUGUAUCAUCAUACUUGUCUAGGUACUGGUGGGCUUAUCGUGUAUUGUUUGCUGUGGUUCGUCCAUUCACCAAGUCUCUGCAACAAGCAUGUGCUACAAGUGUUUACUGUGCAGCAAGUGUAGACAUCUCAAGAUAUGGAGGAAUCUACGUCAACAACUGUGUGCCGUGUCUCCCCUCACAGGCCUCACUUAACAGUGUACUAGCCAACCGUCUCUGGGUUACCUCACUCUCAAUGAUAGAACAUGUACUGGGGAGGAGAGCAUUCAAUAUGCAGCCCCUGACUGAAUGCAACAAUCAAAGUCUAAAUGAUAAAGGCAAAACAUUCUCCAGUUUUACCAUGACCAAUGUCUCUUAAUCCUUAAUGGCUGAUGUAGAUGUUCCUGUUACUCUUCAAGAUACUGUACAGUACCAGCAAGGAAUUAAAGACAAUCUUGGUUUUAAUAUGUAAGGAUACAGGUCUUGAAAAUAAAUCUUUUGACUAUACAAAA
Messenger RNA from Homarus americanus (American lobster), 1890 nucleotides. It is a transcript of the gene Wwox, whose product is annotated as WW domain-containing oxidoreductase-like. The record is from RefSeq and is a predicted model, not a curated record. The transcript has 9 exons. Gene Ontology annotation, molecular function: protein binding. The coding region runs from base 447 to 1757 and encodes 436 amino acids. NCBI's taxonomy places the organism in Eukaryota, Metazoa, Arthropoda, Malacostraca, Decapoda, Nephropidae.